UAUUAUUUUACUUUUUAGUACAUAUGAGAUGAUUAAUUGGUACUAUUUAUUGGUUAUUUGUUUGCAGAUGGUAAAUCUGGUCAGUUUAACAAUUUAUACCUAUCCACCUGCUCAUAGCAACUUGUCAAAAUUAAUGUUUCAUGAUGUGGAAGCUGAUUUUGGAAGUAUGCCGACUGAAGGCAUUUCGGGUGCACUUGAUCUAUCAAUACCAUAUAAUGCAUGUUACCAUCUUUAUCCUGCUCCUAAAAAGGAUCUUCCCAACACUAAUUUUUUUGCACUUAUUCAAGAAUCGUCUGGAUGCAGUUAUAGUGAGCAGGUUAUUCAUGCUCAAGAAGCAGGUUAUAAAGGUGCAAUUAUUUACAGCAGAACCAACAAUGACCCAAUAAUAAUGGGAGGUGAUGGACCAAUAAUUGUUGCUGUUUACGUUAAAAAGUCAGUUGGGCAAGACUUAAAGCAAUUCUUAUAUAAAACUGGUUCUACAAUAAAAAUUGCACCUAAUGAUCCACAGAUGUCCUUGUCAAUUUAUUUGGUGCCUUUUGCUAUUGUUGUUGGAGUUUGUUUUUUCUUUAUGUUGGCAUUUUCUGUAGGGCGGUAUGUUCGCUAUUGGCUGCGCAUUCGUCGUUCUCGUUUGUCUCCUGCUAAUUUAAAGAAGAUACCUACCAAAAAAUUUAAAAAAGGUGACGAAUUCGAUGUUUGUGCAAUAUGCAUUGAAGAAUAUGUGCAAAAUGAUAAAAUCAGAAUAUUACCUUGUAACCAUGCAUACCAUUGCAAAUGUGUUGAUCCUUGGUUAACUUCUGGUAAAAAGCUUUGUCCCGUAUGUAAACAAACUGUAGAGUCUGACUUAAAGCGAACGUCUAAAAAUGUUAUUAUUAAUGGUAACGAUGGUAACUCUAACGAUGUUAAUGGUAGCUCCGCACUAACGGAAGAAUCAGAAGACGAAAAUACCCCUUUGUUGGCGGCAUCGCAAAACCUUCCGAAUUCCGGAGCCAUGGCUUGAUAUUUUUAAAGAAAUGUUAUAUUCAAAUUAUACAGUCAUAAUAUAUUUUAUAAUUUUUCUAAUUAAACAUUCUUUGUAUCCUAAAAAUGAUACAUGCAAAACUCAUCUUUAGAAUGAUAUUUACGACAUUCAAGUGUUAUUAUAUGUUGCUUGCAGGAAAUGCAAAUCUUUUUAGCUUCA
Messenger RNA from Hydra vulgaris (swiftwater hydra), 1177 nucleotides. Its product is annotated as E3 ubiquitin-protein ligase RNF13. Gene Ontology annotation, molecular function: ubiquitin protein ligase activity. The record is from RefSeq and is a predicted model, not a curated record. Gene Ontology annotation, biological process: ubiquitin-dependent protein catabolic process. Lineage: Eukaryota; Metazoa; Cnidaria; Hydrozoa; Anthoathecata; Hydridae.